AUGUCCCUUGAAAAUAAAGUCGCCAUCGUCACAGGAGGCUCCAGAGGUAUCGGAGCAGCAAUCGCUGAGACAUUGGCACGCCGUGGUGCCAAGGUUGCAAUUACUUUUACCUCCGAGAGUAGCAAGGGAAUUACAGAGAAACUAGUGAAUAAGAUCAAAGGAUUUGGUACUUCAGCAGAUGCCAUCAGUAUCCAAGCCGACUUGCGUGAUGUUGCAAAUGCUAAACAUAUUGUUGAUGCCACCGUCAAAGCAUUUGGUCCCACCAUUCAUAUUCUUGUUAACAAUGCAGGCUUUCUAGACAAAGCAAAGCCAAUUGGAACAACGACAUUAGAUCAGUUUAACACUAUUUUCGAUUUGAACGUUCGAGCUGUUUUCUUCAUGACAGAAAGCGUAGCACCUCACCUCCCCAAAGAUAAAGGUGGCAGAAUUAUCAACAUUGGAAGCAUUGCUGGAAGAAAGGGUUAUGCUCAGUUUCCUCUAUACUGCGCAAGUAAAGUAGCAAUUGAGGGCUUCACAAGAUGUUGGGCCGCUGAAUUGGGCCCCCAAGGGCACACGGUGAAUCAAGUUAACCCAGGACCUGUUGUUACAGAUAUGUUGGAUACAUUUGAACUUGAAAUCGUUAAGGCCCAAGAACAAGCCACUCCUUAUGAACAACGAAACGCAAACCCUGAAGAAAUAGCAGCUAUUGUUGGGUUUCUCGUUGAAGAUAACGGACGAUGGGUUACUGGACAGGUAAUUUCAGCUUCUGGAGGAUUGGAAAUGUAUUAG
This is a messenger RNA of Schizosaccharomyces osmophilus, 768 nucleotides long. RefSeq names its product versicolorin reductase. The coding region runs from base 1 to 768 and encodes 255 amino acids. The record is from RefSeq and is a predicted model, not a curated record. Gene Ontology annotation, molecular function: oxidoreductase activity. NCBI's taxonomy places the organism in Eukaryota, Fungi, Ascomycota, Schizosaccharomycetes, Schizosaccharomycetales, Schizosaccharomycetaceae. The transcript has a single exon.